AAUUGUCACAAUUGUCAAAAGGGAGGCUUCGCGCAAGUGUGAACUUUGGUUUAGCCUUCUCUACUUCCGUGGUACUGUUAACGAUCUGUCACCAAAAUGACCAAGAAGAGGCGUAACGGAGGACGUUGCAAGCACAACCGCGGCCAUGUGAAAGCCGUUCGUUGCACCAACUGUGCCCGUUGUGUGCCGAAGGAUAAGGCGAUCAAGAAGUUCGUGAUCCGUAACAUUGUAGAAGCCGCUGCCGUGCGUGACAUCUCCGAUGCUUCUGUGUACAGCUCGUACGUACUGCCGAAACUGUAUGCCAAGCUGCACUACUGUGUGUCGUGCGCUAUUCACUCGAAGGUUGUUCGUAACCGUUCGAAGGAGGCCCGUCGUAUCCGCACUCCCCCGCAGCGGUCAUUCCCCAAGGAUAUGAACCGUAAUCAGAAUGCCCAGCGAAAGUAAGCAACAGUAGCUGCGGUCUUGGCAACCUGACUUACAUCUUUAAGGACGCAGAUAGACCGACAUCAACUUUCGCUUUGAUGAUGGAUUCGCGCUGGGGGUUUUUUUUCUCGAGUGUAUGGCAGGGGUUCGUGUUACGCGUUUCUAGCGUUGUAAGAACGGCUGAUUUGGAGCAUUAAAGGAGAGUAAAAUAUAAACCUA
Messenger RNA from Anopheles coustani, 642 nucleotides. RefSeq names its product small ribosomal subunit protein eS26 (gene RpS26). Gene Ontology annotation, biological process: translation. Gene Ontology annotation, molecular function: mRNA binding; structural constituent of ribosome. Bases 97 to 444 code for a protein of 115 amino acids. Gene Ontology annotation, cellular component: cytosolic small ribosomal subunit; ribosome. The record is from RefSeq and is a predicted model, not a curated record. Lineage: Eukaryota; Metazoa; Arthropoda; Insecta; Diptera; Culicidae. The transcript is spliced from 3 exons.